Messenger RNA from Aspergillus wentii DTO 134E9, 1630 nucleotides. RefSeq lists its product as uncharacterized. The record is from RefSeq and is a predicted model, not a curated record. The coding region runs from base 314 to 1381 and encodes 355 amino acids. The transcript has a single exon. NCBI's taxonomy places the organism in Eukaryota, Fungi, Ascomycota, Eurotiomycetes, Eurotiales, Aspergillaceae.
CGCUCGACUCUGAUCGCCAUGGUCUUUCCACGUCUCAGGUGAUAUCUGUGGAUCUGAAACACACGGUUAGAUCUCUCAUCCCGUCCAUUUUCCCAUCAUUACCCCAGCAAACGAUUUGAAGGUGCUGUUACUGACUGACAUGUGACUAGGUCAGUCGUAUUGAUCAUCGACUCCACACACGGGCCUUUGUCUCGACGAAUUUCCAAUAAUAAAAAUAUCAUUGCGACCGACAGCGAGGGAGGACUUGUUGAACAAUCACUUUUUGGCGCGGGAAAUUUUUUGAGCAAAAAAAAGACACAUCGACGGAGCCAGUAUGGCCAAGUCUGCGAGACGUUCUGGGAAAGGCAAGGCCCCGGCCUCUGCUUCGUCCUCUGGAACCUCGACUCCCAAUUCCCAGGCAGGCCCUCUGCCUCCAUUCACAAAAGCCCCUUCUUCUCUCGAAUCGUUCCUCGAACCCCUCUCUCCGCAAGAAGUGUACUUGAUCCACGUCGAUGUUUCCCCACAAGACCUCAAGAAACAAACCUUCUUCGUCCCGACCCUGAUGAACGUCGCGAUCAUAGCCAUCAUAGCCCUACGAGCUUACAUGGUUCGCUAUCACUAUCCGGCCAUGCUAGCAACAUUCAUUGGGCUCACUAGCUCCAUGACGGUGGAUACUUCAGUAAUGACAUGGCAGGAAACGGUAAAGACCAUUUUGCAGCGGACUGGCACCUUGCUCAUCGAUUACAUCCUCGUGACCGUCUUCUUGCCCUGGCCGCUCCGGUUUUAUCAGGGUCCUGUCAAGUGGCGCCGGACAGUUGGCUUCCGAGAUCGCGAGAUUAUUGUCCGUCGCAGCCAGCGCAGCUGGAGUGAAAAGCUGGAACGCAAUGUCUGGAUUCAAAAGGACGAGACAACAAGGGAUAAGAUUGUGGCCGCCGUCACACCGGAACGUAUUAAGAAGACCGGAUACCUGCUCGUGGAUGCAGAGUGGGAUCUGGAUUACGAUGCCAUGAUCCGGGCACACGAGCUGGUGGACCAGACGAGAAAAGGCAACGGGGUCCAGCUCGAUGAAUUCCGAACAGCAGUCGUGGUCAACACCGAUACUCAUGGCUGGCUGAUCUGGCAUGUUGGUGAUGAAGAAACCGCCCAGGGAAAAACACGGUCAGCUCAGCGUGACCAGAUCCUGACAUUCAAGGAAAAGCUCACGGCCAUGGGCAAGGAGGAUCUUUUCUUCCGUUGGGUCGAGCUGAUCCAAUAUGAGAGUACGCAGCCAGGCGGGUUUACGCCUGAAAGGCAGCGCUCCGCCAUGGUUCAAGCCAAGGCGCUCUUCGAGAAUGAAGAAGUCGACUUUGCUCGCUUCUGGCAAGACGUGGGUGGGUUGGAAGGUUUUUCUGAUCUUGAUUGAUUUGUUGUUCAAGUGUAUGCAUAUGCAUGUUUUGCCUGUGCUGGUGUUUCUUUUCACUUUUUCUUUCCCUUUCUUGCUUGUCUUUUUAUUUAGUCUCGGUUUAUAUUUGGAUACGGAGCACGUCUUAUAUGGAGGUCAUACAGGAAGUUAGAAGUCGGCCAUUAGAGAGCUACAGAAAAUACGCAGUACAUACGGAGUAUAUCUCAGUAAUACCAAUGAAGCAUUUCACGUGUUUUUUUUUUUGUUGUU